CGCAGAUCGCACUCCUCGUGCCCCUCGCCUCACCCCCACUCGCUUCCUGAGUGCGCAUCGCGUGCGCACCGCUUUGGAAACGCCGUGUUCCCGCGUGCAAGUGACAAUGUAACAACACUUGUGUAACUGGUGCUCAUCUGCCUCGCCUGAAAACCUCCCGUGGAUUUACGGAGCGCGCUUCACUCCUCUCAGCUCCUCUGCGCCCUCACCGCCAUGGCACAGCGUCCCGCGGAGCGCGCGGUGCGCACGGCCGUCUGGGCGCUCCUGCUGUGCGCGCAGGCCGCCCUGGGCUUCUCGGUGGCCGGGCACAAUGACAGCAGCACCUGCGAGGCCAACGGGAGCAUAUACUACGUCGGGGAGUGGUAUUUCCUGGACUCCGACCACUGCACCCAGUGCGAGUGCACCGCGGAGGGCUCCUCCUGCGCCCGCACGGCGUGCACCUCUCUGCCGGCGGCGUGCAUCCAUGUCAGCCACUACCCCACCGACUGCUGCCCCCGGUGCGAGAAGAUCGGCUGCGAGUACCGGGGGGUGGUGUAUGAGCUGGGCCAGAACUUCCAGCCAUCCGAGUGUGAGCAGUGCACCUGUGACAGUGACGGCAUCGCCCGCUGCCUGGUGGCCGACUGCGCUCCGCCGCCCUGCGUCAACCCCGUCUACCAGCCGGGGAAGUGCUGCCCCGAGUGCAGGGAUGGUCCGAACUGUUACGUCAACGCGUCGCGGGCUCAGGUGAUCCCCGCCGGAGAGCCCGUCUGGGUGGACUCCUGCACCAAGUGUCGCUGCCACGACGGGCAGGACGCCGGCUACUGGGAGGGGAACCGGCUGGCCACGUGUUCCCGCCUGAAGAACUGCAAGCCCGAGCAGCACUGAUCAGACGGAGGAAGCUGCUGUCUCAGUAUACCCAACAUCCCAGUGUGGAGGCUCACUCCGUCUGUACCGAGAGAGAAACAUGUACCCACGAUCUGCAGCUGCUCUUCCACAGGGACACUCCGACCUGAUUUUUAUAGCUACAUGAUGUGUUUUUAUAAAAUAACGUGACAUAAAAAGGUUUUGAAUACU
Salarias fasciatus (jewelled blenny) is the source of this 1053-nucleotide messenger RNA. Its product is annotated as von Willebrand factor C domain-containing protein 2-like. The transcript has 4 exons. Bases 214 to 864 code for a protein of 216 amino acids. NCBI's taxonomy places the organism in Eukaryota, Metazoa, Chordata, Actinopteri, Blenniiformes, Blenniidae. Gene Ontology annotation, biological process: negative regulation of BMP signaling pathway. The record is from RefSeq and is a predicted model, not a curated record. Gene Ontology annotation, cellular component: AMPA glutamate receptor complex. Gene Ontology annotation, molecular function: protein binding.